Messenger RNA from Bombina bombina (fire-bellied toad), 936 nucleotides. RefSeq names its product mucin 13, cell surface associated (gene MUC13). The coding region runs from base 80 to 901 and encodes 273 amino acids. Lineage: Eukaryota; Metazoa; Chordata; Amphibia; Anura; Bombinatoridae. The transcript has 9 exons. The record is from RefSeq and is a predicted model, not a curated record.
CAGUUUCUAUGGUAGUAUAACACUUUCUGGGCAAGCGUUUGACGCAGAAAAAACAUCACAAGCCUAUACAACUAUAUUUAUGAAAGUACAAGAACAUUUUAAGAAAUGCUUUAGCGAAACACAAGGCUAUUUAGGAACAGUCAUUAAUAAAAUAAGUACAACAAGCAAUCGAAAUGUACAAUUGGUAGUCAGCCUAGUUAAUUUAUUUGAACCAAAUUCAGUAAAGGAGGAAGAAGUAAUUAAAAUAAUAUCUGCAAAUGGCAUUGAAGGUCAAAUAGGAGCAUAUGAAAGAAAGACUGUCUGUGAUGGUUUUUACUGUGAUACGGAGACAACAACUUGUAAAGCCAUUAACAAUGUGAACCCCCCUAAGUGUACGUGCAAGGAAGGACGAUAUUCUUAUACAGCGACCUAUACUUCCUGCAGAGCUUGUGACCCCAACUGCAUUGGUGCAGACAAGCACUGUGUUCAGGCACUUCCCAGUAGUAUCCCAGAGUGUAAGUGCCAGCCAGGAUACAAACUUGACUCUAAUACCUGUAAAGUAUGUUCAUUUGGAUUCUCAGGAGAGGAAUGUAGUGACAAUUAUUUGCUUAUCCUGGUAAUCAUUGCAGCAGUGGGUGGAACAUUAAUUCUUUUUUCUAUUGGAACAAUUAUUGGACUUUCAAUCAGGAGGAAGAAAAAUAAAAGUGAUAGUGAGAGGACUCAGUUAAUUAAUAAGGAGAUCAAUGAAAGAGGCCCUGCCACUGGUGGUCUGUUUCCCAAAGUGCAUGCCAAAGUAGAUCAGGGUCAUGUGAACAGAGCGGUCAACCCAUAUGAAAUCACAGACGAAUACUCCCGCAAAACUCCCAAACGUGAUUAUGAUGAGGACCCCUGGUAUGAAAUGUCAAAGAAGGACAGAGACUAAUGAGAUUUGGUGCCUGAAGGAAGUUUACACAAAGC